This is a messenger RNA of Vigna radiata var. radiata (mung bean), 696 nucleotides long. Its product is annotated as histidine-containing phosphotransfer protein 1. The transcript has 6 exons. Gene Ontology annotation, molecular function: histidine phosphotransfer kinase activity; protein histidine kinase binding. Lineage: Eukaryota; Viridiplantae; Streptophyta; Magnoliopsida; Fabales; Fabaceae. The coding region runs from base 54 to 494 and encodes 146 amino acids. Gene Ontology annotation, cellular component: nucleus; cytoplasm. Gene Ontology annotation, biological process: phosphorelay signal transduction system; cytokinin-activated signaling pathway; phosphorylation. The record is from RefSeq and is a predicted model, not a curated record.
GAAGAAAUGAGUACCUAAAAUAUUGAGUGAGUGGUUAGAGCUUGAGACUAACAAUGGACGGUCUAGUUCAGCUGCAGAAGCAACUCGUUGAUUACACUGCUUCUCUAUUUCAUGAGGGUUUUUUAGAUGAACAAUUUAACCAGCUUCAGCAACUUCAAGAUGAAAGUAACCCAGAUUUUGUGGUUGAAGUGGUCACUCUCUUUUUUGAAGACGCUGAGAGGCUUCUUAACGAGCUCUCAAAAACACUAGGCCAACCUAGCAUUGAUUUUAAAAAGUUGGAUGCUCAUGUUCACCAGUUGAAGGGUAGCAGCUCCAGCAUUGGAGCACAGAGAGUUCACAGAGUCUGCAUUUCCUUCCGAAACUCUUGUGAGGAACAAAACGUUGAAGGGUGUCUUAAAAACUUGCAACAAGUGACACAUGAGUACUCCUUGGUGAAAAGCAAGCUUGAAACUCUCCUCAGGAUGGAGCAACAGAUUUUGGCUGCUGGUGGAUAGGUUUGUGGGUAGUGUGACACAGGCAGAGAUGUUUUGCUGCAAUUGGAAUUUGGAAAUAACACUCAGAACAACCAUGUCUAAUCUGCAAACGAAACAGACCCACUUCUAUGUUGUAUUUUUCACUUUGUGUAUGAUUUUGUCAAGUGGAUCAUGGUCUUGAAAUUUAUCAUUUGAAAAGAGUUGACCUAUAUUUAGUCCAAAA